Molecule: messenger RNA, 2084 nt
Organism: Dendroctonus ponderosae (mountain pine beetle)
Lineage: Eukaryota; Metazoa; Arthropoda; Insecta; Coleoptera; Curculionidae
Product: protein PTCD3 homolog, mitochondrial
Exons: 10
Coding region: 105-2027 (640 amino acids)
Biological process (GO): mitochondrial translation
Cellular component (GO): mitochondrion
Molecular function (GO): rRNA binding; ribosomal small subunit binding; protein binding
Source: RefSeq, a predicted model, not a curated record
UCAAAUUUUUUUGAAAAGAUUGAUACGUGAUUGAUACCUAACCUGUAAAUAAUGAAUUGAGAACUGAGUGAACAAUUAAUAUAUAGUUAUAAAAUAUAUGCAACAUGAAUAGACCGGCUUUUGUGUACAACAGGCUCAGAAGAGUCCAGUUUCUUGCACGAGCAUUAUCAACGGCCAAAGAAGAAAAAAUUGUCGUUCCGAUGCGGAUAAAUCGAGGUCCUACUGAUAUUCUAAGGGCCCUUGAAAGUACGAUCAAAAGUGACCCAACUGCAGCUCAUUACAAAUAUCAUGACGACCCUUAUUUACUUCCAAUGAAUAAUUUGGCAAAACGUUCAUAUGCAAUGGCUCAAGAAGCAGGUCGUAAAGCCGCACAUUGGGUACGAAGCCAACACCCUGAACUCUUCAACCAUCGGGAAUGCGAUCCGCCAGUUGAGCUGUUUUUUCCACCAAUUACUUAUAAUGAAAACAGUAACGUGACUGAAUCUGAUUUGCAAAGUGCAAUAUCCAAAAAUCAGGUGUCUGAUGCCAUCCUGAUAAAUAACUUGUUAAAGGCGAAAAGUAUCGACAUCGCAGAAACAACAAAACAAAGUUUAUUAGAAUUGUUAUGUUUCAAUAACAGCGAAGACCUGCUGCCCGAAGAAUUUAUUGAAGAAAGAUGGUUUAAACAGAGUUCCCGGCUAAGAGAGAAACAACGAAAAACUUGGAAAGAUGGCAGUUUAGCGGACGAAAUUUUUAUAAGUAUGGAAAAUCCUUCAGCUGAAGCAUAUUCAGCGAUGAUUCAAGGGUUGGCCAAAUUUAAUCACGCAUCUAGAGCGCAUCACCUUUUUGAAGAAGCGCAGGCAAAGGGCUUAGUAGAUCUUGAUACGUACAAUGCGAUAAUCAAAGUGGCACCUUUUCUGAAAGAAAACACUGAUUUAAGGUGGGCUUUCGUUGUGAAUAUACUUGAAAAUAUAAAGCAAGCUGGAUUGAAACCAACCCUGGGAACCUUAAAUUCAGUUUUACUCGCCUUAAGCACUAUGGGCACCAGUGAAAUGGUCAGAACAUCAACCUUAAAAACACUGAAUGAGUUUAAAAGUUUAGGAAUUGAACCCACUCUGGGAUCUUGGUAUUACGUGUUAAUCACAUUUUGUAAGGAACGAGGUCCACGGAACGGAAUAUUGACAAGCAUUUUAGCAAAUGUCGAAAAUAAAGCUUAUCAAAUCCAAGACAUUACUGAUACAAACUUUUUCGUGACAGCAAUGGAUGUAGCAAGAAAUCAUCUGAAUGAUGUUAGUGUGGCGCAAAGAGUGCACAAAUUAUUAUUGCUGGACAAUAACUAUGACUUAAUUGGAGACUCAUACAGGGAGUCAAUUUAUUACCGUCAUUAUUUCAGUUUAUUAUUACCAAAUGUACCCUUCGAAGAGUUCAUGGAAACAACAUAUAAUAAACUUGUGCCCAAUGUGUAUGUGCCCGAGCCUUCCGUAAUGAAAGAAGUCAUUAAGCAAAUCGAAUUGAAUGGUGCUAUUGAACACAUUCCUCGGAUAUGGUCCGAUAUGAUCGUGUUUAACCAUAAUAACAGAGAGGAUCUGAUUGCCUACAUUUUAGCAGUGAUGGUAGAUAAUGUGGUACCAGAAGGUUCAGAGCUGGUAGAAAAGUUCUCCAAAAUCGGAUUGGAUAUUUAUACUUCUAUUGAUGGUCAAGCCGAAGAUAAAUAUAAUUCAGUAAAGUUUACUGGAGACAUGUUGGGAAAAAUUAUGAUCCUUCUGCUGAGGAAUAGUGACUUCGAAAAUGCAAGUCUAGUUAUGCAUAAGUUGAUUCAUCAGCAUCAGAAAAUCGUAGGUGUACCUUCAUUUGAUGCCUUGGACCUUUUUGUGGAUCACUGUAUUAUCAAUAAAACGCCAUCGCGGGCCAUAGAGUGCAUUCAAUAUGCGUCGGAUAGUGGUUUUCCAGAUGUCUUAGGUCUAGGAGUCAAACUAAAUGAAAAGUUGACUCUGGAUGAAGGACAUUUAAAUAGAUUAUCAAAGUGUGUUAAUAUCAAAAUUCGCUAGAUAUCAUUUUAAAACUGAAUGUUUAAAUUAGUAAUAAAUUGAAAAGCAACAUUUUAA